Messenger RNA from Scleropages formosus (Asian bonytongue), 2736 nucleotides. It is a transcript of the gene fbln1, whose product is annotated as fibulin 1. NCBI's taxonomy places the organism in Eukaryota, Metazoa, Chordata, Actinopteri, Osteoglossiformes, Osteoglossidae. The coding region runs from base 175 to 2238 and encodes 687 amino acids. Gene Ontology annotation, molecular function: calcium ion binding; peptidase activator activity. Gene Ontology annotation, biological process: extracellular matrix organization. The record is from RefSeq and is a predicted model, not a curated record. Gene Ontology annotation, cellular component: extracellular region. The transcript is spliced from 17 exons.
CGUAUUGGGAGAGAGUCCGGCGACGCGCGCGCCCCCACCGCCGUGCCCGCGCUCGUUACCUUUCAGUGCGCGCGACAGCCGCCUACCUGACACAGACUGAGAUUCCGAGCGCCGAUUUCCGCGCGGCCGUCCUCGGACCCGGGCUUACAGAGAAGUUCCAGCCUGCUUGUCCCAAUGGGAGCCUGGGUGGCGGCGCUCCUGUCGCUGUGCUCGCUCCUCCACGGCCGAGUUGCCGCACAGAUGUCGCUGGAGGACUGCUGCACAAACGGGCAAGGGCAUGGGGUGGACAAACAGGAGUGUGCGUCUCUCCCCCUCAUCUCCGAAUCCACCAAUUGCAGGAUUGCUCAGGAGCAAUGUUGCAUGGCAGCGCUGGAGGACACGUCCUGUACCCAGGGUAUUAACAUGGCCAAGGACGAAGGGGACUGCAAGUCACUGCUUUCUGGAAGCUCCUGUGAGACCAAGACUGCUAGGAUGUGCUGCGAGUGCUGUCUUCUUGGCCGAGCGCUCCAGGACCAGAAGCUGAGCUGUCACCUGGGUCUGCCUGUGAGCCACCAGUGUGGUCAGGUGUCCCAUGCCUGCUGUUUGGACGGAGCCCCCCAAAAUCUAAACAACACUCCACCAGCCACCGACACCGAGAAGAAGCAGGACGAUGAAUCGGACGAGCAGUGCAGAGCGGCCGGCAAAUGCUCUCAGCGCUGUCUGGGAAACGGCACCUGUGGCUGCUUGAAGGGCUACAAAUUAAAGCCGGACGGCCACAGCUGCGAAGACAUUAACGAAUGCCUGCUCGGCUCCUACAACUGUCGUGCCGGCGAGCGCUGCAUCAACACCGUCGGCUCGUACCGCUGCCAACGUGUGGUCAGCUGCGGCACCGGCUAUGAGCUCACCGAGAGCAACAUCUGUAAAGAUGUCGACGAGUGUGAGACGGGGACGCACAACUGUGGCCCGGAGCUCGAGUGCCAAAACACGCAGGGCUCCUUCCGCUGCCGGCCGCGCGUGCGGUGUGGGUCGGGCUUCAUCCAGGAUGCUCUCGGCAGCUGUAUCGAUAUCAAUGAGUGCCUGAGUCAGACAGCACCCUGCCCCUCUGGCCAGCUGUGUAUCAACACCGUGGGGUCCUACACCUGUCAGAGGAACACCGUCAACUGCGGGAGGGGCUACCACCUCAACGAGGAUGGCACUCGCUGCGUGGAUGUGGAUGAGUGUCAGGGGCCCGACGCGGCCUGCGGGGGCCACGGCUGUAUCAACCAGCUGGGGUCCUACCGCUGCGAGUGUCGCGCAGGCUACGCUUUCAACAGCAUCUCCCGCUCCUGCGACGAUAUCAACGAGUGCCGGCACUAUCCAGGACGUCUCUGCGCACACAAGUGUGAGAACACUGUGGGCUCCUUCCAGUGCAGCUGCACGCCAGGCUUCAAACUGGCCAGUGAUGGACGGAACUGCGACGAUGUAAAUGAAUGUGAGAGCAGCCCCUGCAGCCAGGAAUGUGCCAAUGUGUACGGUUCCUACCAGUGCUACUGUCGCCGCGGUUACCAGCUCAGCGAUGUGGACGGGGUUGUCUGUGAAGACAUAGAUGAGUGUGCCCUUCCCACUGGAGGACACAUCUGCUCCUAUCGCUGCCACAACACCCCUGGUAGCUUCCACUGCACCUGCCCUGAGUUAGGAUACAGUCUGGCACCCAAUGGGAGGAACUGCCAAGACAUCGAUGAGUGCGUUACUGGAACACACAGCUGUUCAGUGACAGAGAGCUGCUUCAACAUACAGGGGGGCUUUCGCUGCCUGUCCUUUGAAUGCCCAACGAACUAUCGUCGUUCUGGGGAAGCCAGCAGGCCCCGGGUUGAACGGUCGGACAUCAUCCGCUGCGUGAAGUCCUGCCAGCCCAAUGACAUCAGCUGCAUCCUGGAUCCGGUCCACUCCGUGUCACACACGGUCAUCUCCAUGGCCACGUUCAGGGAUUUCAGCAAACCAGAAGAGAUUGUGUUUCUGAGGACCAUGCAGCCGGCAUCCUUCUCCAUGGGCGUCCCUGACAUCGUCUUUGACAUCCUGGAGGGCAACGAGCACAACUACUUUGACAUAAUCAAGCGCUACGAGCACGGCAUGACAGUGGGUGUUGUCCGCCAGGUGAAGCCCAUCAUCGGCCCCCUGCAUGUUGUGCUGAAGCUGGCGAUGAACUAUGUCACUUCUGGUGUCGUCUCUCAUCGCAACAUCGUCAACGUCCACGUCUUUGUCUCGGAGUUCUGGUUUUGAAUGAAGAUCCCACACCACGCUCCCUCUGCCCCCUCCCCCCCCCGCAAUCUCACCAUUCCACCAGGCCUCUCUUCAUAGCUAUGUGGAAGUGAAGAAUGUUUCAGGGAAAACGAAUGAGACUUUGCUUUGUACAUCGCCUUAUAGCCAAGUGCCACUCGUACUGAGGAGUCUCCAUUGACAUGACAGCAGUGCUUGUCCACUAGAGUGUGAGGAGACUCCUCUCUUGCUUCUUACUCUAUGAAUCAACAGUACAGCUUCAUGAUUCUGCAUUGCAAGCUAUUGCUCCUCAUGUCCUCAUUGCAUGUUACUGCAAUGCAAGUCUAUGAAAUGAGUUUAACAAAUGGCUUGGGAAGCAAAUUUAGGAAAAUAUCCUUUAUGCAAGAAAGCUUCCAUGUUUUUUUUUUUUUUUUUUUUGUAGAAUGCGGUGUGAACUGAUGUUGCAGCUGGUGAGACGCAGAAAAGGACAAGGGCUGCAAGUGUGUAAACUUCUGAAUGAAU